AUGACCGCCAAUGGCAAUCAGAUACUGCGGAUCAAAGCGACGGGGGUGGAGGGGGUUCAGAUUAGUGGACAGCCGUGGACGAAGAAUCGGUUUAAGCAUGAGAAUGUUACAGCACAUGGAGGGACUAUCGAGCUUGAAUUAGGAGAGAUGGAGGCCUGGGAGACUGGUAGUGUGCCACCUCCCCCGGGACAUAUACCAGUAUAG
Molecule: messenger RNA, 204 nt
Organism: Aspergillus clavatus NRRL 1
Lineage: Eukaryota; Fungi; Ascomycota; Eurotiomycetes; Eurotiales; Aspergillaceae
Exons: 1
Coding region: 1-204 (67 amino acids)
Source: RefSeq, a predicted model, not a curated record